Musa acuminata AAA Group (dessert banana) is the source of this 1104-nucleotide messenger RNA. Its product is annotated as membrane-anchored ubiquitin-fold protein 3-like. Gene Ontology annotation, molecular function: protein binding. Lineage: Eukaryota; Viridiplantae; Streptophyta; Magnoliopsida; Zingiberales; Musaceae. The transcript is spliced from 5 exons. The record is from RefSeq and is a predicted model, not a curated record. Bases 224 to 706 code for a protein of 160 amino acids.
GUUUUGCCACGCUUCCGCGUUGUCGUCUUCUCUGGUCAAAGUGGAGCAGCCGCCGAAACGGCUCCGUUGCUUCUCCCUCUUCCCUUCUUCUUCUUCUUCUUCUUCCGAAGCAUGCCUCGCUCUCGAAGCCCGAACCCUAGCAAUUUCAUAUAACCUCUUCAAAUCGUCGCAGGAUCUCGCGAUUGCCCCCUUCUCCCGCACGAUUUCCGCAUAAAGAUAGCAAAUGCCAGAGGAGGAUCUGCUCGAGCUUAGGUUUCGGCUCUAUGAUGGAUCGGACAUCGGUCCCAUCCGGUAUUCUUCGUCUUCCACCAUUGCCAUGCUCAAAGAGAGGAUUGUGUCGGAGUGGCCACGAGUCCUUGCGAGUUGUGUUGAUCUUGUGGUACUCUUGAAGGAGGGUGCUCCAAAUUUAGUUCGUUUGUCGUGUAUGCUUCAUGCCAAUCAAGAGUUAUUCGGAUAUCAUGUGCAUUUGACCCGUGAAGAUAAGCAGAUUAUACCAAAAAUCGCUAAUGAUGUCAAAUUGAUAAGUGCGGGGAAAAUCUUGGAGAACAGCAGAACAAUCUCUCAGUGCAAGCCAACUUUUGGUGAGCUCCCUGGAGGUAUUAUCACCAUGCAUGUUGUUGUGCAGCCAUCAUCAGCUAAGUCUAAAACAGAGAAGAAAGUUGAUGAGUUGCCAAAGAAGGCAGCCUGUUACUGUUCGAUAUUGUAGAGCAAUGAAUCUCUUCUAUGGUACGUAGUUAGCAGCAAUAGAAUCAUAUCCAGCUUUUCAUUUAGCGGAAGAGAAGGAUGGCACAAAACUCAUGGCAUGUGUUCUUUUCUUGAAGGAAGGUUCUAAUCCUUGCCUCGCUCCGUCGAAGUUGUUAUAACAUGCUAAUCAUCUGUGAAAGAAGAGAGGGUCUUAAAUGUCUGAUAUGUAUGUAUGAAGUAAAUUGUCUAGUUUCAUUGCGUUUAGGCUACAGUUUUUCCUUGUAACAAAAGUAUUCGUUGUAUUGAUCGAACUCAUUGCAUAUGGAAGUUAAGAGUCUCGAAGGGUGCCCUGUUGUCUCCCACAUUGUUCUUGAACACGGAUUUUAAACUGGAAGUAAAUGCUGAUGCGGCUUUUGUUGA